CAGUUAAGUGACGUAACUUCCGUGUUGUUAGCGUUAGUUUGCCUGAUGCUAACUCGUCUUUUAAACUGUCGAGUUGUGUAUUCAAAAUCUGAACAAUGGUGCGCGAUCAAACGUUGGUAGUAUGUUUUAAUUGUGUUUGUUCGUGGCGGUUUUAAAAAGUGAAGGUUUAUAAUGGAAAUUGCCCAUAUUGAGGUGAAUGUGUUACUUUGAAUUGUACUAAGUAUUUAAAACGUUCAGUUUUGUUUUCAUGAGUGUACGUUUGCGUCGGAUGGGGUGCGAUCAUUGUCGUUCAAACUGAGACAUUUGAUUAUCGCUUUUUAACGUAUUUGCCAAAACGACUUAGGCAUAUUGUUGCUUUAAAUCAGUGUAUGAAAGGUUGCCGAUAAAGUUGCACUGUGUUUGUGGUUUUUAAAACGUAUUGACAAGGCUGGAAAAAGUUGUUAAAUGUAAAGGUUUUAAUGGGUUUCUGUGUCUAUUGGAGGAAGUCUCUUUUUGUGGGCAUUUUAAGGGGGUGUAAAUUAGAUUACAUUAGAUCGAGCGUUAUUGAUCCCUUGGGUGUGUGCCCUCGGGGAAAUUAAGGUUCCAAUAAAUGGGGAAGAGGAAAGAAAUGGUUCAUUCCAGAUUUGUCGGUGAUGGCAGCGUGGGAGCUCACUCGGUGCACAAGCACAAACACAAAAAACACAAGAAGCACAAGAGGAAGCAUCCGGAGCCCGCGUUGGUUCCUCGUCCACCACCGCAGCUGCGACUCAAGAUCAAGCUGGGAGGACAGACGCUGGGAACCAAGAGUGUCCCCACCUUCACAGUGCAUCCCGGUGUAGCUUGUCCUCCCUCGCCUCUGACCAUUGUGGACAAUGAUAAUGAAGAUGACGACGACGAGCCCUCCGUGCCUCUGGAGCAGUAUCGGGCCUGGCUGGAUGAAGACAGCAACAUGGCUGCCUCUCCUCUGCCAGACAUGGACUCAGACACGGUGCUGGGAGGUCCCGUGGACGACGAGGAGAGAUGGCUUGACGCUCUGGAGAAGGGUGAGCUUGACGACAACGGCGAACUGAAGAAGGAGGUGGAUGAGUCUCUGCUCACCACCCGACAGAAAGCGCUACUUCACAAGCAGCAGAUCCAGCCCCUCCUGGAGCUACCCAUGGGCUACAAGGAGAAGGAGCUGACCGCUGAGAUGAUGCAGAAGCGGGAGGAGCGCGCUCGGAAGAGACGCUUGCAGGCGGCCAAGAAGGCAGAAGAGAACAAGAAUCAGACAAUCGAGAGGCUGACCAAGACCAGCAAGGCCAAGAUCAAAAGCAUGAGAGACAAAAAGUCCAAGCAGAGUCAGUGUCCCAUUGUCCGCUACAGCAACUCCGCCCAAGGGGUCACCAUCUCCUUCCCGUUGGGCGUCCCCACUCUGGACGCCGCAACGCCCCUUCCGCCUUCUCCAGCCCCUGUGAUCUGCGGGGUCAGUGGCUGCUGUGAGCUGAAAAAGUACAGUUGCUCCACAACCGGCGUCCCUCUGUGCAGUCUCCAAUGUUACAAGAAGAACAUGCAGCAUCACCUACAAACUCUGUGUGCACAUGCAGCCAUGUCAUAGGAACCAUUAACCACCAUUAAUACUCAUGACUGUAACAAGGACAUGUUUAUUAAUAAAAGAAAUGUCACAUGCUCUUGUUGUCUUGUGCAGGGGUGAUUGCAUCACGUGAACAAACCGAAGGACAGUCUGAAAGCCAUCUCCACAGGAACCUCUGGGACAGAGUCGUGGAAACAUACGUAGAACUCCUGAGGCACAGGCUCUAGCAACAACCGCCUUAAAAGACAGAGUCAAAAGGGUCAAAGGUCCAAAAGAAAGUUGUGG
This is a messenger RNA of Dunckerocampus dactyliophorus (ringed pipefish), 1834 nucleotides long. RefSeq names its product INO80 complex subunit B (gene ino80b). Bases 590 to 1573 code for a protein of 327 amino acids. Gene Ontology annotation, cellular component: Ino80 complex. The record is from RefSeq and is a predicted model, not a curated record. The transcript is spliced from 5 exons. Gene Ontology annotation, biological process: chromatin remodeling. NCBI's taxonomy places the organism in Eukaryota, Metazoa, Chordata, Actinopteri, Syngnathiformes, Syngnathidae.